Messenger RNA from Symbiodinium sp. CCMP2456, 1243 nucleotides. Lineage: Eukaryota; Dinophyceae; Suessiales; Symbiodiniaceae. The record is from the annotation of a GenBank genome assembly.
AUGGCACGUCAGUUCGCUCGUGACUUUGGACAACUUGGAAUCAAGUGCGAGCCACGCCAAUUUGAAUGGACCGUGCUACAGCAAAAAGCACGCGAUCACUCGUUCGAUGCCAUGAUGGCUGGCUGGGGUUCCGGCGGCGAUCCAUUCUCGACAGAGAACAUUUACGGAACCGGCAAACCUCGGAACUACGGCGAAUACUCGAACGAGCGAGUCGACCAACUGUACGAGCUCGGCCUGCUGGAACUGGAUCCUGAAAAGCGUGCCGAACACUACCGCGAGAUCGCGAAGAUCCUUUACGAAGAACAGCCUUAUACCUGGAUGUACUACCGAGCCGAUCUCUUCGCCUUCAACAAACGCAUGAGCCCUGGCGUAAUGCUGACCUACAUUGCCCGACGCGUCAUUAUCGGGUUCUUUACGAUCCUUGCGGUGACCUGCCUGGUUUACGGACUGAUCCGAAACAUGCCAGGUACGCCGCUGACGCUGAUGGAUGAAAAUCCAGGCGCUCGUCAGCAGUUUGACGAACGGCAACGGGAAGAGCUCGAGAAGCAGUAUCAUCUCGAUAAGCACUGGAUCGUUGGCUACGGAUACUGGCUGGCCAACGUCGCCCAAGGGGACAUGGGUCGCGGCAUCAACUACACCGAUCGCCGGCGUGUGACGACCAUUAUUACGACCCGCUUGCCAAAUACUUUGAUGCUCACGGUCACGUCGCUGAUCUUGACCUACCUGAUGUGCAUACCGAUGGGGCUUUUUUCGACCGCGAAAAACGCCACCACCGGAGAACGGGUCAUGAGCAUCACGCUUUAUGUCCUUUACGCGCUUCCGACAUUCGUGGCGGCCAUUUACCUGAACUUACUGUUUGCCGUGAAACUAGGUUGGCUUCCGCUAAGCGGAAUGACGAGCGAAUACUACAACGAGCUCGGGGCUUUCGGAAAAGCCUGGGACCUUCUCAAGCAUACUUUCCUGCCGAUUACCUGUUUGACCUACGGCUCGCUGGCUUACUAUACCCGCUUCAUCAAAGCCAACAUGCUCGAGACGAUUCAGCAAGAUUACGUCCGCACCGCCAAAGCCAAAGGGGUGGGCCCGAUGAAGGUCCUCGUCAAGCAUGCGUUUCGCAAUUCCUUGAUUCCAUUGCUGACGCUGAUUGGUCUGACGUUGCCGACUUUGCUCGCAGGCUCAGUCAUCCUGGAAUACAUCUAUCAGUGGGAUGGAAUUGGCCAGCUCUUCAUCGAGAAGAUUGGUCAAC